Messenger RNA from Hyaena hyaena (striped hyena), 3064 nucleotides. It is a transcript of the gene ABHD18, whose product is annotated as abhydrolase domain containing 18. The coding region runs from base 1122 to 2009 and encodes 295 amino acids. The transcript is spliced from 9 exons. Lineage: Eukaryota; Metazoa; Chordata; Mammalia; Carnivora; Hyaenidae. The record is from RefSeq and is a predicted model, not a curated record.
UUCUCUCUCUCUUUCUCUCUCAAAAAUAAACUGCUAAAAAAAAUUUUUUUUUAAGAAAGUAAUGUUCAAUGUUGCUGGUAAUAAGAGAAAUGUAAAGUUAAACAUUACCAAAGAUUUAAAAAAAUAAAACCCAAUACUUGUGAGGCUAUCGUAAAAAAAAUAGGCACUCUUACUCCUAAUGGCUGUGAAAACCAGUUUAAUCCUUGGAGAAAGCAUUUCUACCAUAUGUAUCAGGGGCCUUAAUAAAUCUUACCAUCCCUUGAUAGUGAUUUUGAUUCUUGGAAGUUUAUUUUAAGGAUAAAAUACUAAGAAAAGAGAAAGUUAUAGAAAAAAAGAGAUUUAUAUAAUUUUAUUUAUAAUAUUAAAGCAUUAGAAAUAGCUUAAAUGUCUAACAAUAGAAAAAUGGUUGGGUAAUUUGUGGUUCAUAAUAUUAGAAUAUUAUGCAAUUGGUUAUGUUUAUUGCUCUACCAUUUACUCCCUGUAUGACCUUGGACCUGUUACUUAAUCUUUUAGUACCUCAGAUUUUUCAUUGGUAAAUGGGAAUAAUCUCUUAGGUUAUUCAGAGUAUUAACUAGUUAAUACUGUCUAGAAUAGUGCCUAGUAAAUGACAUCCAGUAAAUUUUAAUGGUUAGUUAUUGUUAAAAAGUUUACAAUCAUGUAUGAAAAAUAUAAUGCAAAAAUAGGAUACAAAACUCUGUGGUAGGACAUAGAUAUGCAGAAAACCUAAAAACAGAAAAUCCAUUAAAAACUGUGUGUAAGGAAAAAUACUGGACCUACUCAAAAAUAUUAAUAUGGUUGUCUGUAGAUGAAGUAGUUUUUCUUCUAAUAUGUUUUUCUAUAUUUUCUAGAUUUUCUAUAAUCAACAUAUAAAUGAAAAAAACCCUUCAUUUUAAAAUUAAGUUGAAGAUUGCACAGCCCUGUGGAUAUACUGACCACAUUAAACUGUACACUUAAAAUGGGUGAAUUAUAUGGAAACCCAAGGACCAAAUUGCUAUCAAAUAAAAUAUUUCCUGGGCUUCAAAAUAGUUAAUUGAAUUUCAACAAAGAUUCAAUAAGGAGCAGAUAUAACUUUAAAGUAAGCUAGAAGGUCCAGCCUCAAAAACGUGUCUGACCUUUUUGUGAUGGGAGGAGCUCUUGUUUUAGAAUCUGCAGCUCUCUUGCACUGGCUAGAGAGAGAGGGUUAUGGACCUCUAGGAAUGACCGGAAUAUCCAUGGGAGGACAUAUGGCUUCCUUAGCAGUAUCCAACUGGCCUAAGCCCAUGCCAUUGAUCCCAUGUCUGUCUUGGUCCACAGCAUCUGGAGUCUUCACUACGGGUGUGCUAAGUAAAUCGAUUAAUUGGAGGGAGCUGGAAAAGCAGUAUUAUACACAGACAGUUUAUGAAGAAGAAAUUAUUCACAUGCUUGAAUAUUGUGGAACAGAUUCUUUCAAAAUGGGACAAGAGUUUGUGAAACAGUUCCCUAUUCGUGCAGACAAGCUAACUAACCUUAAUCUGGUGUCUAGAACUUUAAAUUUAGAUAUGACAGACCGGGUUGUAUCCCCAAAACCUAAUGACUACCAUAAAUCUAGUAAAACAUCUAUCAGUGCCACAUCAGAAAGACUCUUGUUGCAAGAUACCUCUAAGAUGGAGUGCUUCAAUCAAACACUUACAACCAAUAAAAGCAGUUAUGCAAGUUGCGGUCCUCAGUCAUAUCACUUACUCAGUAAAGAACAAAGAAGAAACAAUCUUCAGAAAGAAUCUUUAAUAUUCAUGAAAGGAGUCAUGGAUGAAUGUACUCAUGUGGCAAAUUUCUCAGUUCCAGUUGACCCAAGCCUCAUUAUAGUGGUUCAAGCCAAAGAAGAUGCCUACAUUCCACGAACAGGAGUUCGAAGUUUACAAGAAAUUUGGCCUGGUUGUGAAAUCCGGUAUCUAGAAGGGGGUCAUAUUAGUGCUUAUCUUUUUAAACAAGGACUCUUCAGACGUGCCAUCUAUGAUGCAUUUGAACGCUUCCUCCAUAAAUACGCUAACUAAUUGGAUAUCAGUAUAUAACCAGUAUGGCCAUCAUGUUUUUUAGAAAAAGAGUUUCAUCCUUUCAUGAUGUGAAGAACAAGCAGACAGCACUAUAUAUCUAAUUGGUAUUAAUUUAGUCUGGAAUUCAUUGAUAUAAAUCAGUCGGUCAUCAGCAAUCUUUAAAUACGUUUGAAUAAUUUUAAACCAAUAUUUGGAUGAAAUAAUGUUGAAAUAUUUUGUUAUUGUUUUGUGGGAAUCCCAUAUACUCAAUAUCUAGUCUGCUGUUACUAUUUAUGAAAACUUUAAAUUUUUAAUUGUGAAUAACUUAUUAAUUAAAAUAAAUUUAUUCAUUGAAGUCCUGUUGGUUUUUAAAGAACUGCUAAAUCAAACUAAGUUUGUAAUACAUCAGCCUGUACUGUAUACCUUUAUGUGAUAGUUCUACUAUUAACUUGAUUUGAAAACAUGUUUCUUUUUAGGAUUCAUAGUGAAUUUAUAAUCUUAAUUGCAAUUUAAUUUCUGCCAUGGAAAUACUUAAUCAUGUGUAAAAUCAGUGUUAACUUUGAAUUCUAAAAAAAUUCUAAUGGCCUCAUACGUACGUGGUUUUAAUAAUUAAAACAAAUGUGGGAAUGCAAAUAAGAUGCAUAUGACUUGGCUGUACUUUCAAACUUUGCCAAAUACUAGGUUAGAAAACAAUGCCAUAAAAAAUGUGAAUUCACGAAAAAUGGAAAUAACGAAAGACUUAUUGCAUUACUUGAUACUGUGUCUUAACAUUUUCUUAUAUACCUACCCUGGGUUUGCUAAACAUCUAACUUUAAUUAGAUAUACUUAACAGCCUUGGCUUUAUAAUUUCAGAAAUUAAACGCCACAUAUGAAAUUGGUUUGUUCCACAUGACUUUGUUUUACAGAAAAGUGAUAAUAAUACUAACUUUUUUAAGUGGAAGAUUAUAUGGCUAGAUUUGGUGCUGUGCUUUUAUUUUAUGUUAAUCUUCUCAAGCUAAGAUCUAAAAUGUUUGAGAAAAGUAGAAAAUAUUUUUGAGUAUUGUAUCAAGAUUUGGAAUAAAUGUAUUUGAGUUUUA